AUGUCAUUCCAGUCAAUAUCAUACAAUGCAGGUCCCGGUAUUCUGGCACUCAAUUGGACGGCGGCGGCCAUCGCCAUCCUAGUGAUGAUCCUGCGAGUCAUUGCCAAACUCCGCAUUCGACAUUAUGCAGUGAAUGACACGGCUAUGUUAUGUGCGCUGGUACUAGCUCUGGCGGCAUCCAUCAUGAUCACUUUGGCUAUUGCCCAUGGCUACGGGCGACACUUUUGGUACCUGAGCCAGGCAGAUCAGGUGCUGGCCUUGAAGUAUUACACGGGCUUCCAGUGUCUGUCAAUAAUCGCCACUGGCGCUGGAAGAGCUGCCUUUACGCUCUACUUGUUGAAUAUCCUACGUCAAGAGAGGUAUUUGGGAUGGAUUCUGUGGUUCAUCUUUGCGCUGCAGAUCAUCAUCAAUAUUGUCUCGGUGGCUACCAUCCUUGCGCAGUGUCAGGAUGUUGACUCUCUGUGGGAUGUGCGUGUGAGCACGACAUGCUGGGAUCCAAACGUCGAGCGUAUCUAUGGCUAUGUGCAGUGCUGUAUGUUGAUUGACCCAACUAGAAAGAAAGAGGACACUGACAGGUUUUAUAAAGCGAUCAAUACUGCUUCCGACCUAUUCCUUGCCGUCUUCCCAACCUACACUUUCUGGAGCCUGAGCUUGAAACUGCGCGUCAAGAUUAGCCUCGUCGUGUUGAUGGGCUUUGGUUUAGUAGCUAUGGUGGCCUCGAUCAUGCGAAUCGUCCACCUGGGAUCUAUCGCUGAGCGUGUUGACCCAACCGCAGUGACGGUGCAACUCACUCGAUGGGCGCUGGCGGAGUGUUACCUGGUUAUCAUCACGGCCUCCAUGCCAUGCAUUCGGUCCCUGAUUAUCGCGUCUGUCCGAAAUAUCUCGUGUGGCAACCGUUCGCGAGUAGUCGGAUCACAAUAUAAAAUCAGUCCGCCAAUUCCCAGUCGCGCCGAAUACAGCACCUGGGCGGAUGCACCGCCACCACACAGUCGAGAAUACAUUCUGGGAAGCUAUCCUAUGGAGCGGGAACGAAUGGGUGGGCGCGCAAUCACCAAACAGGUGGAUAUCACAGUGAUCAGGAAUCGCUCGAGAAGCACGAGGAAUGGGUAA
Molecule: messenger RNA, 1110 nt
Organism: Aspergillus neoniger CBS 115656
Lineage: Eukaryota; Fungi; Ascomycota; Eurotiomycetes; Eurotiales; Aspergillaceae
Exons: 3
Coding region: 1-1110 (369 amino acids)
Source: RefSeq, a predicted model, not a curated record